Molecule: messenger RNA, 1267 nt
Organism: Cololabis saira (Pacific saury)
Lineage: Eukaryota; Metazoa; Chordata; Actinopteri; Beloniformes; Belonidae
Exons: 10
Coding region: 91-1023 (310 amino acids)
Source: RefSeq, a predicted model, not a curated record
GGAGCAAGCAUCAUCACAGUGCAAUAGCACAAGAUAUUUAACUGAGUGUCUUUAUGCAGGAAGUAACCAGAAAAACAGGGACCAACAACAAUGAUCUCAAUCCACCUCAUCUCGCUCUUCCUUUGGGUGGCACAAGAUUUUGUGAGCUGCACUAAAACGAACCCACCCGCUGAUGUAUUGGCUGUGAAGUUGGGAGGCAAUAUCACAUUAAACUGCACCUAUGAGUGCUCAUCCGGGUUUGUUCAUGGCUCCUGGAAUGAAGAGUCAGAAACUUCUCGUUCCCAUGGAACGCUCAACAAUGGCAGCUCCUGUACCAUCUUUCUCACCCUGUCAGACUUGGGUGUUGACGAUGUUAACAAGAACUACACUUGCUACACAGAGGAUAGGGAGGACCCCGAGCUUCGGCGAAGAACUCAACGCGUUGUUUUUCUUCAAUUUCAAGUUCAAAGAAUCAUUCCAAAUUCAACAGUUGGCCCAAACACUAAAACUAAAAAUGGAUCUCAUCUAGUUGAUCAGAAAGAUUCAAGUGCAGGGGAAUUUACAGGAAUUAAGGUCCUGGCAUCGGUUACUGUUACAGUGGCUAUGGUUCUUGCAGCUUUGGCGGUCUACCUAUGUGUGAACCGGAACAGGCAGAACAGGAAUGGUAAAGGGGAGACCCGUCAGUUCAGGACACGCUCACCACAGCCAUCAUAUGCUGCCGUCUUACCGGUUAAAGGAAAACUGUCAACACAAAGUGAAAGAGUUACUUUGAGCAUUCCUCCACCUGGUAAGAUGAUUCCUCCAAAAGAUGAUGACAGCGACACUGAAGUUCCUUAUGCUGACAUAAUGAUCACCAUCCGAGGGGUGAGCACUCCGGAGCUCUCUCAGGUCAGCUACUUGGCUACUGGAGAGAGGUGGGGGGAUGAAUCCAAAUCUCACCUGCAGGCCUCACGUUCAGCUGACAGACUGCGUGUGCCACACGCAAGAGAAGUGAGCCGCAAGAUGAGUACGAGCUCUGAGUAUGCAGUCAUCACCUAUGCCUGACUUAAUUUACUACUGCUAAAGGACUGCAGGAGGAAGAAAAGCGCACCUGCUUGUAUACAUAUGUGUGUUUCCCUGUAUACCUUUGUAUUUUUUUAAUCACAUGUUCGUUUUUUUUUACAAAUGUGUGUAAUUUGCUAUACUAAUUUGCGAUAAACUUGUACGUUUAAUAAAAUAUUUUGCAUUAAGUAUUCUGUGGUAUUUGUCCCUUACCGGUGUCCGUAUGUGAAGCCGUUGCCUAGAAACA